GUCAAGGUGUGGCGCCCAUCAUGCAUCAUGGGUGGGAAAUUAGUCCUAUUGCGCAAUCCGAUACUCAAAUCACCACAAAGUUGCUCAUUUUAGCAUGGCUUCAUAGCAAUAUAUUCUCCAAGGCAAAUAUAUCUUCUUGGAGUUCGACAUACGAUCCUCUUUUCUCCCCCUGAAAAGCUACCUCCGAGUGUUUUCCCCUCGCAAGAUCUUGAUUAACCGGGGCUAUAACAGGGCUGCUACUCUUCCUUCUUUCCUCAGCAUGUCGAAGACUGUAAAGGACUUUGGUAAACGCACUAUAGGCUAUCCCGAGGAGAUCGUUCCGGUUAUUUCUACGAAAGACUGGGUCAAAGGAUGCACUCGAGACCCCCGUAAGAGAAUCAUUGAUUAUUUGACUAGCCUCUUCCCUAUCUUGACUUGGAUCACGCGCUAUAAUGUUCAAUGGCUUACCGGUGACGUUAUCGCUGGAUUGACUGUUGGUAUCGUGGUUGUUCCCCAGGGCAUGUCGUAUGCACAGAUUGCAACCCUCCCAGUACAAUAUGGGUUGUAUUCUUCAUUUGUUGGGGUUUUUCUUUACUGCUUUUUCGCAACAUCGAAAGAUGUUUCUAUUGGACCAGUGGCUGUUAUGUCCCUCACCGUCUCCCAAAUCAUCAAGUAUGUGCAAGAAAAACAUCCAAACCAGUGGGAUGGUCCUUCCAUUGCCACAACCCUGUCUUUCAUCUGUGGAUUUAUCGUUCUGGGGAUGGGGUUGUUGAGAAUCGGUUGGCUGGUGGAGUUUAUCCCCGCUCCGGCCGUGAGCGGCUUCAUGACAGGCUCAGCGAUCAGCAUUGUUGCUGGUCAGGUCCCUGGCCUUAUGGGUAUUACCGGGUUUGACACACGCGCGGCCACCUACCUUGUUAUUAUAAACACUCUCAAACGCCUACCGAAAACGACUCUAGAUGCGGCAUGGGGUCUGCCUGCGUUGGUGGGUCUCUACGGGAUACGGAUGGUAUGCGACUAUCUUAGCAAAAGGUACCCACAGCGAGCCCGUGUCUUCUUCUUCAUGUCUAUUCUUCGCAAUGCGCUUACUCUGGUCGUUUUCACGAUUGCUUCCUGGCUCUAUGUCAGGCAUAGAGCCGAUUCGAAAGGAAAAUACCCGAUUAAGAUUUUAGGCAAUGUUCCCAGAGGUUUACAGCAUGUUAGGCCUCCUACCAUCGAUCCGGAGCUCGUUUCUGUACUGGGCUCUCAACUUCCGAUUGCCACGAUCAUCCUGUUCUUGGAACACAUCGCUAUCUCCAAAUCAUUUGGACGACUGAAUGGCUACAAGAUCAAUCCCAACCAAGAACUGAUUGCUAUUGGCGUCACUAACACCAUUGGAUCGGUCUUUGGUGCUUAUCCAGCCACCGGCUCGUUUUCACGGUCGGCUUUGAAAUCGAAGAGUGGUGUACGAACACCUCUAGCUGGUAUUGUCACCGCUAUCGUCGUUAUCGUGGCUUUAUAUGGCCUUACACCUGCGUUCUUCUGGAUUCCUAACGCUUCCUUGAGCGCAGUGAUCAUACACGCCGUCGCCGACCUAGUUGCAUCCCCGCAGCAGGUAUAUUCCUAUUGGAGGGUGUCACCGUUGGAGUUCGUCAUCUGGUUGGCAGCAGUUUUCGUCACCGUUUUCACCACUAUAGAAUAUGGCAUCUACGUCUCGGUGGUCGCUUCUCUUGUUCUACUCCUCAUUCGCGUUGCACGGCCUCGGGGAAGUUUCCUUGGAAAAAUUUCUCUGAAGAAAGACACACUAGGAAGUCAAGAAGAACGCGAAGUUUUCGUACCUAUGAAAGACAACGGUAUAAUCAACUCAGAAGUGACUGUCGUCCCUCCUUCACCCGGCAUAAUCGUUUAUCGUUUGGAGGAGAGUUAUCUCUAUCCCAAUUGCUCCAUUGUCAACGACGUUAUUGUCGACUAUGUCAAAAAGCACAUGAGAAGAGGAAUGGAUCUCAGUACAAUCAAAGUGGGCGAUCGACCAUGGAACGACCCAGGUCCGGGUCGCGGAAAUUCUGACCUUUCGGAACAAGAAGCCAAUGCUAGAAAGCCCAUACUUCAUGCCGUGGUUCUUGACUUCUCUGCAAUUUCGCAUGUAGAUACCACCGCGAUACAGAGCCUGAUCGACACAAGAAACGGAUUGGAACGGUGGGCUAACCAUCCUGUCGAUUUCCAUUUUGCUACGGUUCUUUCCCCUUGGAUCCGAAGAGCUUUAAUUGCUGGCGGAUUUGGUCUCCCUGGAUCGUCCCCUACAGUCCCUCAGGAAAUCGCCGCUGUUGUUCCCUAUCGUGAUGGCCUACGAGACAGAAUUUCAACUGACUUGCGGGAGCAAGAUAUUGAAGGCGGGAGGGUCGAUUCCGAGUCGUUAAGCUCUAACGACAAAAAGACCCCCCGUUUCGAAGGACAAUUCGGCACUGUCCUCCACUCCGAAACACCGUUCUUCCAUCUCGACCUGACAAGUGCUGUGAGUGCCGCGGAGAGCGGGCUAGGACGCUGGGAAUCUACACAGCCAUUUGCAACCGCGUAGCGUUCAGCAUUUUUCAUCAGUUACAAGCUACGCUACGACUUGACACGGCUUCACGACUGAAAAAUACAAUUGUACAAUAAAUGGAAUCUGGUUAAAAACUAAGCACUCGUAAUCUAAUCGUUUUUACUCAGA
This is a messenger RNA of Marasmius oreades (fairy-ring Marasmius), 2662 nucleotides long. RefSeq lists its product as uncharacterized. Gene Ontology annotation, cellular component: membrane. NCBI's taxonomy places the organism in Eukaryota, Fungi, Basidiomycota, Agaricomycetes, Agaricales, Marasmiaceae. Gene Ontology annotation, molecular function: secondary active sulfate transmembrane transporter activity. Bases 260 to 2530 code for a protein of 756 amino acids. Gene Ontology annotation, biological process: transmembrane transport. The record is from RefSeq and is a predicted model, not a curated record. The transcript is spliced from 10 exons.